Messenger RNA from Liolophura sinensis, 4149 nucleotides. RefSeq names its product EGF domain-specific O-linked N-acetylglucosamine transferase-like. The transcript has 16 exons. The coding region runs from base 525 to 1913 and encodes 462 amino acids. Gene Ontology annotation, cellular component: endoplasmic reticulum lumen. Gene Ontology annotation, molecular function: protein O-acetylglucosaminyltransferase activity. The record is from RefSeq and is a predicted model, not a curated record. NCBI's taxonomy places the organism in Eukaryota, Metazoa, Mollusca, Polyplacophora, Chitonida, Chitonidae.
AUAGGAUAACUCGUGGAGCUUAAUGCUGUGGUGAUGUGCAACUGCAACCUGGCUACAUGUGCAUCAAACUAUUUGACACGUGGAUAAACAAGUGUUCGUUCAUAUGCAAUGCACAUCAUUUGACAUAAACACAGUGGAGGUGCCAUUCCCAUGCUGCAGGAUAACAUCGGCCAAUAGACGAUCAAUGAAAGUUGGAUAUAGCCCACAUUACUAGUUAUGCUAGCUGUUUAUAAAAUGUCGCUCACGAGUUUAUAGUGUUUAUUUAUGAAGGUAGACCUCCAAAUCUGUUGUACAUGUAGAGUCAGUCCUACUGACUGGACGUUGAGAGAUUGAACAAAUGUUCAUAAGAGUUCGCAUGCCAAUUGUGUCGGUCACAUUUGAGCUACAGUGUUACUACUGACGCACACGAAAAGGAUUAAAAUGAAGCAGGGACCAUCUUUGCCACUAAUUCUUGCAACAUUGAGUUCCUGCCUCCAGUUUUUAAAUUCUGGUGAUGUGAAGUGGAAUUUUAAUCAAUCUUCCUGAUGAGCACAUUCCAUUCUUUUUUGAAAACUGUCCAGACCUCAAGCGACAGUGUGAAAAGGAUGAUAGUUGCCCUUUUAAGGAUGAAAGAAAAGAAAGAACAAAUCGAUACAUUUUGGAGACAAGCAGAUUUUGGAUAUAUUGUUGACAGAAAACAAGAACUAAAAACUUUCUGCCACCCACAGUCUGAGAAAGAUUCUUCGCUGGAAUGUGUCCGAUAUUUCAGAUUUUGUAGAGCAAAAAAUUUAUACAUGGAUUUCAAGGGGGCCAAUUUUGCAGACCACCAGGACAGGUACAGGGAAGACAUGUUUCCAAAUCCUGGUCAAGUAGGAGGACAUUGUAAAUUAGACAAGGCAGCUAUAACAUUAGAAGGAGAGCACAAAAGUCCACUCCAGUCAUGGUUUGCAGAGUUGGAGAGAUAUUCAUCAUUGGAUUUUUACCCAUCAGAUGAUGAAAACUGUGAUAUUGUCCUCAAUAAACCAACAUUCCUCAUAAAACUGGAUGCAGGUGUGAACUUGUACCAUCACUUCUGUGAUUUUAUCAACCUUUACGUUUCUCAGCAUAUGAACAACUCCUUUAGUACAGAUGUCUAUAUUGUGAUGUGGGACACGAGCUCCAUGCAUUAUGGAGACUUGUUUGAGGUAACAUGGAAAGCCUUUAGUGAUUACCCAGUGAUCUACCUGAAGGAUUAUGAUAACAAAAGGGUGUGCUUUAAGGAUGCUGUGUUUUCUUUUCUAGCCAGAAUGAGAUAUGGAAUGUACUAUAAUAUGCCUUUGAUCCCAGGUUGCCACAGCAGCAGUCUGUUUAAGGCCUUUUCCCGGCAUAUGUUGCACAGACUUCAGGUGUUCCAAGAUGGACCACUAAAAGACAAAAUCAGGAUAACUUUACUUUCCCGCGGAACGAUGUACAGAAAUAUUCUGAAUGAAGCUGAGUUAGUAGAGGCCAUGAAAGCAAUUCCAGAUUUUGAAGUUCGUUUAGUGAAAUACAGCUUCAGGGAGAUGAGCUUUAUAGAACAAUUGAAGAUAACCCAGAACAGUGACAUUUUUAUUGGCAUGCAUGGAGCAGGGCUCACUCACCUGCUCUUCCAGCCGGACUGGGGUGUUGUUAUGGAAUUGUACAAUUGUGAGGAUUCUGGUUGCUAUAGUGACCUAGCUCGCUUGCGGGGUAUACAUUACAUGACAUGGGAGAAGAGUGAUAAAGUCUACCCAGAAGACGAGGGCCACCAUCCAACUCUUGGAGCACAUGCCAAAUUUACCAAUUACAGUUUUGAUGUGAAGGAGUUCAUGAGGUUAAUCCAAAAGGCAGCCAACUAUGUGAAGACAAAUGGAGACUUCAGGUCAAAGAGGAAAGCUAAAUAUGCAAACAAGGCAUCAGGAAAAGAAGAAUUAUGAUUGAUUUAUUAUAAUAAUUUUGUCACUUAAGUAAUUUAUGCUUUAUUUUAUCAUGCCAAGUUUUAUUAUGCAAAUGACUGAUUUUUAACAACAUGUGUAUAGACAUUACCGUGACAUGUUUUAGACACAAAUAAAUAGUAUAUUUACAGUCUAGGCAUAUAUACAUAUUUUAAACAAUAUUUUCAUGUAUUUUCUCUUGUCUCUUUCCUGACCCUUGUAUGUUUUGUAUGUUUUACUUGUAUGUCUUGCUCUAAUGAAAUGUCAUUAGUGGUGCUGAUUGUUAUACCCUUUUUAAACAUUUUGAUGUUUUUAGAAACCAUGCAGGAGAAGAUAAUUGAAUUUUGGUCUAAAUACUUGCAGAAAUAGUUUAAAGAAUAUUGAUCAGAUUUUUAUUUUGACCAGUUGUGGGACCAAAGAAAAAGUUAGAGAGUUAAAUUACAUAAACUCGAGAUUUCCUCAAAUGAAAAAGGAAGAAGUGUAACAGGCCAUAACAAAGAUGAGGUACUGGUGUGUUAAAACAGUGUUGGAAAGAGUCCGUGUCUCUCAGGUUAGACAUUUUGUGAAGCCUGAAUUGAAUGUGUAAAAUUUAGAUAUAUGGUGAGGUGUAUGGUUGCAUGUAUUGGAGUUUGUUGUGUUAAAAGUCAGAGGUAUACCUAUGUCUAAUUUCUUUGUUCGUCACUUUGUAAAGUAGUGAAUAAGACUUCUUUGUUUAUUAUCAUUUCACGAAUUUUGUUGCAACUUUAAUUGUUGAGCUGCAUAUUACCACUUUUUAUCAUAACCCAUGUUACAUUAUGUAUCUGAUCCACAACACUCCAUUCUUCCAAUGUCCACUGUGUGAUUCCUUGCCCGUUGCAGCAGUCAGGAAAGAGAUCUGAAAUAUUCUAAUGGAUUACAUCUCUAUCAAUAAGGCAAUGGGUGUAACACACUGUAAGUCAUCUGAUUCAUGAAUGUGAGAAAUGCUAACAGGAGAUGUGAUUCAGCUGUUUUAAUCUAUUAAAUUGUUGUUACACAGGCAGUUUGGCAUUCGGAUAACAAAAGCUUUUGAAGUAGUACUGAAUUCCUUUUUCUCAGUCACACAACUCAAUAAUUCUUUGUCCAAGUUUGAUGCAAUUUUAAAUUUAUUUUGUUAAAUGUAUGUAUGUGUCCAAGUAUGUCUGCAAACGCUUGUUGUAUUCCAUUUAUAGCAUAAUCUAGCAUUAUCUCAAUGCAUUAAAUAUGUAUUUCUGUGAUGUAUGUGACUGAAUGGAGCAAACAGAUAGAAGAAGCUUUCUAUUUAACAUGUUUUCAGACCAUUUAUUGAGUCAGAUUAAUGCUUAUUUUCCAUGCGGCCAAAUGAUGCAGGUAAAAUAGAAAAACAAAUAGAUUGAAGGGUAUUUUGAUUUCACUAGUCUCAGGGUUGAUGUACCAGAUAUAUGCAUGUGAUUUGGAUUCAGAUGUGUAUUCUGAAUGACGAUGUUUAAAAGUGAGUUUAAAAAUAAUUUCACUUGUUGCUUUUGUGGCGAAUUAUUGUACUUUUUACCCGUUCUUCUCAAACGUAAUAUUUUUAUGAUUUGUACUUAAUUGACAAUCCAUUGUGUUCUUGUUGUUGUGGUUUGUUUUUCCACCUGUGAAUGUUUAAUUUUGCGAAAUGACCAGAUUUUUACCACUUGUGCCAUGGCUUUUCUUCAUCCAUGCACAUGUAUAGCCUUGCGCAAAUGUGGAGUAAGUAGGAGUAUUAGGAUGAUGUGAGCCACCUUUCACUCCCAGUCGAUUUUAAAUACUACCACAAUACAAAACAAUAUGUACUAUUGAAACAAGGUUAGAGCAUUUAUUAGUUACAUACCUGUUUUAAAUUGUUGUUUUUCGAUUAUGUAUGCCCUUAUUAAUUUAUCUUCACUUAUGUACAAUAUUGUUAAAAUGAUUAUAACCAGAUGUGAGGUUGGACUGGGAAUAAUAGCUCUUAAUUGUUUUUUACGGUAUACACUCUACAGUAUCAUAUAGAUCCACGACCUUUUUCCCUACAUACCUGUUUUACCCCAUUAUAUUAACAAAUACAGAAAUUUUCUUAUUUAAACAAAGAUCUAAGAGUUUAAGUUUUCUUCCUGUUUAUUUGAAUACUCUUUUCAUGGUAUAUAAACUUUAGCACGUUUCUAGAAGGGCUUCACUUAAGAAGAUUUUGAAAACCAAUCUCAUCGCUUUGAAAGUUACAUAGUCAUGCCACUUUUGUCGAAACUGCACUUGAACUGCUUUACUUAGA